Molecule: messenger RNA, 833 nt
Organism: Cucurbitaria berberidis CBS 394.84
Lineage: Eukaryota; Fungi; Ascomycota; Dothideomycetes; Pleosporales; Cucurbitariaceae
Exons: 3
Coding region: 176-667 (163 amino acids)
Source: RefSeq, a predicted model, not a curated record
GACCUCUCAUUAUGACGUCGCGCGCAACUUGCUUUUGCGACGAAAAAGUCUGAGAACACCAUAUAAAGCUCCAUCAAGCCUGAGAAUGGCACCACAUCGCCUUCUCACACUUCUACCUUUGAUCUUGCUCUUAUACGGCUAUAACGAAACGUAACUUGCGUCAGUAUACGCAAGCAUGCCUACCAUCAACGCAGCCGUCUUCCAUGCCUACGCAUACGGCACAGCAUUUUGGUACGGUCUGCGCGGCUUAUGCCGUGUCUACGAUCCCGUCAUGGUAGUCGGCUGGUUUCGGCCCCCCUCUCAACUCAACCUCACUCCCAACGACCUCGAACUCUAUAACGUCCGCAACGACGGCUGGUGUCUUAUUACGCUCGCGCUCAUCUUGAUUUCUUUCACCAACGCCGUGCCCUUUAACUCCGCGCCCGCGACGAAAUUAACUAGUAUUCCGUACGCCAAGGCUGUGGUUGCUGCGACUGUGUUCCACCAUGUCACAACGGGCAUUGGCGCAUAUCAGCAUUACAGAUUAGCGACGCAUUAUAAUACGAGUAUGGCAAUUGGAGUGUGGGGGAAUGUGUGGUUGACUUUCACGGGGCUGGUGACUCUGGUGUUGUUGCAGAGUGAUGCGGGGAAACAUUCGGUUGAGGAGGUGACAAAAAAGGCUAGGUGAUGGAAUAUUGGUUAGGAGUGAUGCAUGCUGUUGGACAAUAUUUGGAGAUUGCUGAAAUCUAACAUACGAUGGGACGGCAGAAUGGCUCGCGGCGUUUGAAAGGCAUUGUGGUAAAAGACGGGCGAGGGCUGACGAAUAGAACUAAUUUGAUCACCCGUAAUGAGCC